Acinonyx jubatus (cheetah) is the source of this 3384-nucleotide messenger RNA. RefSeq names its product cholinergic receptor nicotinic alpha 1 subunit (gene CHRNA1). NCBI's taxonomy places the organism in Eukaryota, Metazoa, Chordata, Mammalia, Carnivora, Felidae. Gene Ontology annotation, cellular component: neuron projection; synapse; postsynaptic membrane. The record is from RefSeq and is a predicted model, not a curated record. The transcript is spliced from 9 exons. Gene Ontology annotation, biological process: chemical synaptic transmission; nervous system process; monoatomic ion transmembrane transport. Gene Ontology annotation, molecular function: acetylcholine-gated monoatomic cation-selective channel activity; transmembrane signaling receptor activity. The coding region runs from base 110 to 1483 and encodes 457 amino acids.
GAAACAAUAGCUCCACUGAGCCGACUCACUUUCCAAGCCCUCUAACGGCCAAGCUUCCAGCCAGAGAGUCCCCACGAGCGGCACCCAUCCACACCAGCACCCACAGCCCAUGGAGCCCUGGCCGCUCCUCCUGCUCCUUGGGCUCUGCUCAGCUGGCCUCGUCCUAGGCUCCGAACAUGAGACCCGCCUGGUGGCAAAGCUGUUUGAAGAUUACAACAGUGUGGUUCGGCCCGUGGAAGACCACCGCCAGGUUGUGGAGGUCACCGUGGGUCUGCAGCUGAUACAGCUCAUCAACGUGGAUGAAGUAAAUCAGAUUGUGACAACCAAUGUGCGACUGAAACAGCAAUGGGUAGACUACAACCUAAAAUGGAAUCCAGAGGACUAUGGUGGCGUGAAAAAAAUUCACAUUCCUUCGGAAAAGAUCUGGCGCCCAGACCUCGUUCUCUAUAACAAUGCAGAUGGUGACUUUGCCAUUGUCAAGUUCACCAAAGUGCUCCUGGACUACACUGGCCACAUCACGUGGACGCCUCCAGCCAUCUUCAAAAGCUACUGUGAGAUCAUCGUCACCCACUUUCCCUUUGAUGAACAGAACUGCAGCAUGAAGCUGGGUACCUGGACCUACGAUGGCUCUGUGGUGGCCAUCAACCCGGAAAGCGACCAACCAGACCUAAGCAACUUCAUGGAAAGCGGAGAAUGGGUGAUCAAGGAGUCCCGAGGCUGGAAGCACUGGGUGUUCUACGCCUGCUGCCCCUCCACCCCCUACCUGGACAUCACCUACCACUUUGUCAUGCAGCGCCUGCCCCUCUACUUCAUCGUCAACGUCAUCAUUCCCUGCCUGCUCUUUUCCUUCCUAACCGGCCUGGUGUUCUACCUGCCCACAGACUCAGGAGAGAAGAUGACUCUGAGCAUCUCUGUCCUGCUGUCCUUGACCGUGUUCCUCCUGGUCAUCGUGGAGCUAAUCCCUUCCACCUCCAGUGCCGUGCCCUUGAUUGGGAAAUACAUGCUGUUCACCAUGGUGUUUGUCAUCGCGUCCAUCAUCAUCACGGUCAUUGUCAUCAACACACACCACCGCUCCCCCAGCACCCAUGUCAUGCCCAACUGGGUACGCAAGGUUUUUAUCGACACUAUCCCAAAUAUCAUGUUCUUCUCCACAAUGAAAAGACCAUCCAGAGAAAAACAAGACAAAAAGAUUUUUACAGAAGACAUUGAUAUUUCUGACAUUUCUGGGAAGCCGGGGCCUCCACCCAUGGGCUUCCACUCUCCCCUGAUCAAACACCCGGAGGUAAAAAGUGCCAUUGAAGGAGUCAAAUACAUCGCAGAGACCAUGAAGUCAGACCAGGAGUCCAAUAACGCGGCUGAGGAAUGGAAGUAUGUUGCAAUGGUGAUGGACCACAUUCUCCUUGGAGUCUUCAUGCUUGUCUGUAUCAUUGGAACCCUGGCUGUGUUUGCAGGUCGGCUCAUUGAAUUAAAUCAGCAAGGAUGAGCAGAGCUGAGGCCACCUCUGCUCCCAGCACCAGGCAGAGCAGGGAAAGGCAGGGAAGACAGGAAGAAUACAGCUCACUUAUCAAACAUCUCAUUUUCUGUAUUUAUGAUUAAUGAUAAUGAUUCAUAUUUACAUAAGGUUAUGGCCUCAAGUAUUUUCACAUCAUUUCUCCCUUUAAUCCUGCUCUGGCUGCCUGGAGAGUGAAACCAUUUUUAGUAAAUGAAGUGGGGUCACUAACGAGACAUAUUCACGUCCAAAGGCGUCUGGAAGAGUUUUGCCCAGAAUAACUGAGGCUUUCUGUUGGUUUGUUUUUAAUUUUUUUUUUUUUUUGAAGCAAAGAACGUAUCCUUUGCUUAAAGUCAGUUUUGUACGUACAAGUAAAACCCACCUGCCAGUCCCCAAAAGACGAAGCGUUUGAUUUGGAGAGAAAGGAAGCCGUAGAAAGGCAACAUGUAAGUUCUGGAAAUGGCCACCAAAAUGCAAAGCGCAUCAAAAAACCCAUGCUUUAAAGCAGAUUUCUAGAACUGGGAGGUGAGGGAAGGGCUUCCCACUCUGACACAGCGCCUGAGUAGUCAGGGCUUGAGGAACACAGCCAGCUAGUUUCCUAAGCUGUACUGAGCGUGAGGGCCGGCACUGUGCGAAUGGCGCCCCAUACGUGGUUUUGUUUUAUCUUCAUAACUUUAUGACGUCCCUAUUUUACAAAUGAGAAAGCUGAACUCGAGAAGCUCAAGUUCACUGCCCACACUAGCAAGCAGAAGAACUGAGAUGUGACCCAAGAGCCAGUCUGAGUUCAGCAGCUCGGGGCUGGGUGGGAUCUCCUGCUCCCUUGCUCCCCUGGACACGCCCCACGUGAUCUAGGCCAUCCUGUAACUCCCAUCAGGGUUUUGAGAGCUUCAGUCUUAGUGCCAACCCCCUUCCUGCCUUCCCAAUUAGGUCUUCUGCCCUCUUCCCCAGUCCUCGUCCAGUCAGGUGUGGGGGGCUUAGUUCUAGCAAUGAAAUCAGAAAUGUAUGCACAUAUCCUCACCGUUUCUGAAAUUCCAGGCAAGUGAACAGGACAGAAACUUAUUUCCCUUCGGAGCCACUUUCCAGCCACAAUGUAGUUAGUUCACCUCAGAAGGAGAAAGCGUACCCCCUGGGCUCAUCGUGGCCUUCAGAGCACUGGAACACGCCUGACCCAUAUGAGUACUGGGGAGAGUGGUAAACUGCACUGCUGGGCAGCCUCUCUGAACCCAGCUGGUUUCAACCUACUUCCCAAAGUAAUUCGUCAGCACAGACCCGUGGCACGGCAGAGUGCCCUCACUUUAGAGAAAACCCAAGGGAAAACAGUCUGGUGGUUCCUCGAAAAGCUAAACACGGAAUUACCGUAGGAUCUAGUAAUUCUGCUGCCAGGUAUAUACCCCAAAAGAACUGAAAGCAGGGACUUAAACAGAGAGCUUACACGCCAGUGUUCACAGCAGCAAUAAUCACGACAGCCAAAAGAUGGCAACAACCCAAGCGUCCAUCAGUGGAACAGCAGUGUGUCCAUAUGAUAUUACUGAGCCUUAAAGAGGAAAGCAGUUCUGAUGUGUGUUACAGUAUGUGCCAACCCCGAAAACACGUUUGAUGAAAUAAGCCAGACGCAAAAGGACAAAUCUCGUGAUCCCAGUUAAACGACGUACUUAGAAUAGGCAAAUUCAUAGAGACAGAAAGUAGAGUAGAGAUUGCCGAGGUUUAGAGGGAGGGGUGAGUUAUUGCUCAAUGGGUAGAAUUUCGGAUCGGGAUGAUGGGAAAGUUCUAGAAAUGGACAGUGGUGAUGGUUGCACAACACUGUGAAUGUACUUAAUGCCACUACGCUUAAAAAUGGCUACGACGGUACAUUCUGUGCAUAUUUGACCACAAUUAAAAAUAAAGAAUGAAAACAA